Molecule: messenger RNA, 2869 nt
Organism: Scophthalmus maximus (turbot)
Lineage: Eukaryota; Metazoa; Chordata; Actinopteri; Pleuronectiformes; Scophthalmidae
Product: cytochrome P450 2K1
Exons: 14
Coding region: 22-2439 (805 amino acids)
Biological process (GO): xenobiotic metabolic process
Cellular component (GO): cytoplasm; intracellular membrane-bounded organelle
Molecular function (GO): iron ion binding; oxidoreductase activity, acting on paired donors, with incorporation or reduction of molecular oxygen, reduced flavin or flavoprotein as one donor, and incorporation of one atom of oxygen; heme binding
Source: RefSeq, a predicted model, not a curated record
UCCUUAUCGAAAAACGCUCACAUGCGCAAACGCAGCAGGGCAGGAGGCCGACUGCGUACGUGCGCACCGUUGUUGUUUUUGAAGAUGAUGGGGAUGUUGGACACGUUUCUCCAGUGCACCUCUUCUGUGUCCCUGCUGGGGCCUCUGCUGGUGCUGGUGCUCGUCUACCUCGCUUCCACCCGCAGCUUCGGCUCCCAGCAGACGGACAGGGAUCCUCCGGGACCCAGACCGCUCCCGCUGCUCGGCAACCUGCUGCAGCUGGACCUCGAGAAACCCUUCUACUCAUUUCUGGAGCUUUCCAAGAAAUAUGGAUCAGUGUUCACCGUCUAUUUGGGAUCCAAAAGAGUGGUGGUCCUGGCAGGAUACAAGACGGUGAAAGAGGCACUUGUCAACCACGCUGACGAGUUUGGAGAGAGAGACGCAUUGCAGAUUUUGAAGGAUAAGAGUGAAGGACAUGGGGUUUUGUGGUCCAACGGGGAGUCGUGGAAAGAAAUGAGGCGCUUUGCUCUGACGAACCUGCGAGACUUUGGGAUGGGCAAGAGGGCUUGUGAGGACAAAAUCCUCGAGGAGUGUGACUUCCUCAUCGACGUGUUCAAGAAAUUUAAAGGAGAAGCUUUUGAUACGACCCAACCGAUGAACUAUGCAGUCUCCAAUAUCAUCUGCGCCAUGGUCUAUGGCAACAGAUUUGAAUAUGACGACCCAGAGUUUACGUCUAUGGUGGAUCGAGCAAACAGAAAUAUUCAAAUCGCAGGUUCUCCAUCAGCACAGAUCUAUAACCUGUUUCCAUGGUUUGGGAAAUUUCUCACUCGCAACAAGGAGUUCCGCAAUGCGUUUGAUGCCACUGCGGAGCAGAACCAACAGCUGUUCAGAAGUCUGAAGGAGACCCUCAAUCCACAGAUGUGCAGAGGGUUCGUGGAUGCCUUUCUGGUCCGAAAGCAAAACCUGGAGACUUCCAGUCCUACCCCCCUGUUGGGGGCUCUGCUGGUUCUGCUGCUUAUCUACCUUGUUUCCUCCUCCAGCUUCAGCUCGCAGGGAUAUGGUAAAGAACCUCCAGGACCCAGAGCGCUUCCCCUGCUGGGUAACCUGCUGCAGCUGGACCUCAGGAGACUCUACAUCUCAUUAGUGAAGCUUUCUGAGAAAUAUGGAUCAGUGUUCACCGUCUAUUUGGGACGUCAGAAAGUGGUGGUUCUGGCCGGAUACAAGACGGUGAAGGAAGCGCUUGUUCACUACGGUGAAGAGUUUGGAGAGAGAGACCCGUUGCUAAUUUUGCAUGAAGUCAGUCAAGGACACGGGAUUUUAUGGUCCAAUGGUGAUUCAUGGAAAGAAAUGCGGCGCUUUGCUGUGACAAACCUGAAGGAUUUUGGGAUGGGUAAAAUGGCGGGUGAGGAAAAAAUCACUGAGGAACUUCAUUACCUCACCGAAGUGAUUAACAAGUUCAAAGGAGAAGCCUUUGACUCGACUCAACCCAUUAACAACGCAGUCUCCAAUAUCAUCUGCUCCAUGGUCUAUGGCAACAGAUUUGAAUAUGAUGAUCCAGAGUUUAUAUGUAUGAUAAAACGGACCAACAGAAACAAUCUCCUUCUGGGCUCUCUAUCAAUCCAGUUAUACAACCUGUUCCCGUGGAUUGGUAAAUUGGUCACCAAAAAGGAGGAGUUCAACAAACUGGCUGAUGCCAAUAAGGAACAGAACUUAACAUGGUUAAGACGUCUGAAGGAGACCCUCAAUCCACAGAUGUGCAGAGGAUUUGUGGAUGCCUUUCUGGUUCGCAAGCAACAUCUGGAGAAAUCUGAGAUCACCAACAGUCACUUCCACGAUGAAAACCUUCUGGUAACAGUUAAUAAUCUGUUUGCUGCCGGCACCGAAACAACUGCAACAACACUCAGAUGGGGACUCCUCUUCAUGGCUAGAUAUCCAGAUAUUCAAGACCAGGUCCAGGAGGAGCUGAGCCGGGUGAUAGGGAGUCGUCAGGUGAAGGCUGAAGACAGGAAGAACCUGCCCUUCGUUGACGCAGUCGUCCAUGAGACACAAAGAAUGUCCUCCAUCGUCCCCAUGUCACUGCCUCACAAGACGAGCCAAGACGUCACCUUCCAGGGUCACUUCAUUAAGAAGGGGACCACAGUGUUUCCUCUGUUGAUUUCUGUCCUGAGGGAUGAGAGUGAGUGGGAGAGACCUUACUCCUUUUAUCCUGCCCACUUCCUGAACAAAGAUGGAAAGUUUGUCAAGCGAGACGCCUUCAUGCCCUUUUCUGCAGGUCGCAGGGCUUGUCCCGGAGAGAGUCUGGCCAGGAUGGAGCUGUUCCUCUUCCUCGCCACCCUCCUGCAGCACUUCCGUUUCUCUCCUCCACCUGGGGUGUCAGAGGAGGAAUUGGAUGUGACUCCACAAGUGGGCUUUUCUUUAUCCCCUCCAGCUCAUAAACUUUGUGCUGUGCCCCGUAUGUGAGGAGGAGGUGGAGGGCUUCGAAAUGAAAAACCAGACACAGUUUAACAGGAGUGAAAAUGUUCAGCACCACUGAUGUAGGCAAAUGAAAUAACAUGUGAGGUGCUUCUGUAGAGGGACUCCUAUCCCAGCAAUGAGCUUGUUUUAAUGAAUACUUACCUUGUCAGCAGAGCAGAUUCAUAGUUAACACAUUGUAUGUAUCAUGAUCUGGAAAAGGGCUAUCAUGUAACUUAAAAUGAAAAAUUAUUAAGAUUUAAUUUUUAACAUUUACAUCUAUCUAUGUAUCAAGCUAGAUAAAUAGCAACUUACUUUUUAAAACUUUAUAUAAACCCUUCUCUGUCACCGGUAAACCUUCUACUUCUACUUUUUUCUGUCUUUCUUUCUUUUGUGAAGAAUACCAAAUAAACCUGUUUCAGAUAAUAAUUUGCUCUUA